CUUGCCUUUCCAGUACUGACCUGAACUUGUCUGUAUUCGUCCCAAGCUAUCCCCUCGAUCACGUUCAACAAGUUUGUCUUGUCCCGUCGGCUGUCCCAUCCGAGGGAUAUCCGGCAUCCUCUGCAGGGGGAUGAGAGACCGACGCGACUUGAGUAGCAAUAGCUACUGCAGCGUCUCCGAACCCAAAGCCGUUGGAGAUGGCAGCAUCAUACCCGCAGAUCAACGGGUAGAUGAAGAAGGCAAUUCUCGGCUGGUUGCCAAGAUGGGCUGGGGCCAGACAUCAACUGUCUGGCUUUCAGAGGACACGGACAUCCAGGCCCCAGUCCGCCAGAAGUUCCGCGCUGUCAAGAUAUACAACAACGGUCACGCCGCAGCAACCGCCACGAAGGAGAUUAGGGUUCUCAAGCACAUGCGCAGCCGGAUGAGUCAUGGCAAGCAGCACCCCGGGGCACAGCAUAUCGUGGCUGGUCUCGCCUCUUUUGGGACCGAACGACUCAACGGGUGUAGGCAUUUGUGCUUGGUCAUGGAGCCAAUGCGCGAGCCGCUCAUGAUCUUCCGCAAACGCCUUGCCAUGGCAAAUUCCAGAAGUCUCCAUCCGACGAACGUAAAGCUUAUGAAGAAUAUAUUGAGACAGAUUCUUUCGGGUCUCGAUUAUCUACACAGCGAGUGCGGCAUCGUGCAUACUGACAUCAAAGCCGACAACAUUCUCCUGACGUGCGAGGAUGUCGGCGUGCUUGAGCGGUUUGCCAGGGCGGUGAAAGAUCGGCCUUUGCCGCGCAAGGUAUAUCCUGACCACACCGUGUACAAGUCGUUUCGUUCCGUCGGCGGGCUCUGUGAGUCGUUAGUGGGCAAUAUGGUGGCCAAGAUAUCCGACUUUGGCCUCUCUCACGUCUACCAGCAGGGAGCCAUCAUGACGAUGCCCAUUCAGCCAGGCGCGUAUCGCGCACCCGAGGUGAUUCUUGGUGCAGGAUGGUCGUGCAGCGCCGACAUGUGGAACCUGGCUGUCAUGACCUGGGAUCUCUUCGCAGACACCAGCCUGUUCACCGUCUUGAUCCCCAAGCCAAACGGUGCUCCAGGAGGCUAUUAUUCUGCGGCGACGCAUCUCGCCCAGAUGACGGAAAUCCUCGGCCCUGCACCCGACUCGCUCAUCUCGCGGUCCGAGGCCUUGGCGCUGUGCCCGUUCCCAGAGCCGCUGGGGCAUCCACUGACAGGCAAGUCUUGUAUGACGACGAGAGAGUUUUUCGACGGUCCAUUCUACCACUCCUUCUCGGAGCUCAGUCAGUGGAAACACACCUUCGCCGUGAGAGCAUGGCGCCCCAUCAUUGACGAGAUCCCAGAGUGUCUCGCGGGCGACGAGGCCGCAUUUCUGUUCUUCAUGGAUAGGAUUCUGCGCUGGGCGCCCGAAGAGAGGGCAACGGCAGGGGCGUUGCUGGCGGAUCCUUGGUUGGGCCCGAUGCAGUUCAGCGACCUGACGUGGAAUUUGGUUCCGAUAUCGUAGUCGUCGUGGGGCCACUGUUGAGUUGACUAUUGGAUUUGAGAGGUAUGAGUACGGCCACACGGCGUGGCCCUCAAGAUUGUGAAGGAGGUAACAUCUAAUAGUGCAAUGAUUUUCCAAGUGGGACGUUUUGGUGAUAGGCAGGAAGGAACUGACUGACAUAGAAGGCAAGUGCUAUCCAAGGGGAGUAUCAGGUGGCACCAAGCGGCAGAAAAGCAAACAAGUCGCAAACAAGUCACAGAAGCAGCGACAACCUUUUCUAACAUGUCAUCAAAAGGAAGCCCUCCCGGUAUUUGUAGCAAUUUAUUGGCAUUUCCCCUCG
This is a messenger RNA of Purpureocillium takamizusanense, 1817 nucleotides long. RefSeq lists its product as uncharacterized. The record is from RefSeq and is a predicted model, not a curated record. NCBI's taxonomy places the organism in Eukaryota, Fungi, Ascomycota, Sordariomycetes, Hypocreales, Ophiocordycipitaceae. Gene Ontology annotation, molecular function: ATP binding; protein kinase activity. Gene Ontology annotation, biological process: regulation of mRNA processing; protein phosphorylation; spliceosomal complex assembly. The transcript is spliced from 5 exons. The coding region runs from base 131 to 1498 and encodes 455 amino acids.